Molecule: messenger RNA, 1336 nt
Organism: Apis cerana (Asiatic honeybee)
Lineage: Eukaryota; Metazoa; Arthropoda; Insecta; Hymenoptera; Apidae
Cellular component (GO): cytosol
Molecular function (GO): L-galactose dehydrogenase activity
Source: RefSeq, a predicted model, not a curated record
GAAAAAGAUGGCACUACUGUUAUUUCAUAUUUGAGACCCAUGUUUUUAAUCAGUAUUAUUCUUAUCAUUUAGAAUGUUAAUUUCUAAACUUGUGCAUCGUUGGAUAAAAAGACUUUCUUAAAACUUCCUAAAUAAAAAUGUUACCAGCAACAUAUGUUGAAGGUUUUCACGAUUUAGAAGCUGUGAAAACUAUGGAAUAUAGAAAACUUGGUAAAACCGAAUUAAUGGUCAGCAAAUUAUCAUUUGGUGGUGGACCACUUGGUUGCCAUUACGGUACAUUCGAUGAAGCCAAAGCAAUUGAAGCGAUACGUGAAGGAAUAAAACGGGGAAUUAAUUACAUUGAUACUGCACCAUGGUAUGGCCAAGGUCGUUCUGAAACUAUCAUUGGAAAAGCUUUGAAAGGUAUUCCGCGUGAAGCAUAUUAUAUUGCCACAAAAGUCGGAAGAUAUGAAUUAGAUUACGAAAAUAUGUUUAAUUUCUCUAAAGAGAAAACUAGAAAAAGUUUUAACAAAAGUUUAGAACUUCUUGGUUUGAAUUAUGUUGAUAUCAUACAAGUUCAUGAUAUUGAAUUUGAUCCAAAUUUAGAUAUAGUAAUUACGCAAACUUUGCCAGAAUUAUCAUUACAAGUUGCGGACGGUAAAGCAAAAUAUAUUGGUAUCACUGGGUAUCCGGUUUCCAUUUUAAAAAAAUGUAUCGAGAAAAGCGAUAUUAAUAUUUCUUGCAUAUUAAGUUAUUGUAGAUAUACUUUAAUAGAUGAUACUUUAUCUGAAUAUAUCUCAUUUUUCAAGACACACAAUAUUGGUAUAAUUAAUGCUUCUGCACCAUGUAUGGGGCUUUUAACAAAUAAAGGUCCACCAGCUUGGCAUCCUAGUUCAGAAGAGACAAAAAAAAUAUGCGCAGAUGCUGCUGCAUAUUGUAAGGAUUAUGAAACAGAAUUAGCUAAAUUAGCAUUAUGGUAUUCUAUGCAAUGCAAAGAUAUUGAUACAUGUUUAGUUGGAAUUCAAAAUUUAAAGGAAUUGUAUAUGAAUAUUGAUGUAUUAAAAAAUGGUAUCACAAAAAAAGAGAAAAGUUUACUUCAAGAAAUACAGAAAAAAUAUUUGUGCAAAAUAACAGAGAAACACUGGGAAAACAAAGAACUUCAAAUAUAUUGGGAAUAUAUGAAAAAGUAGGAAAAAUAUAUUUUUUUAUAUUAUAUACAAUGAUAAACAUAAUAUUUAAUAAUAUUUUAAAUUAUUAUUAUGUAAUCUAUCUUAAUUUAGAAUAUGUAAUAUGUAAUACAAUAUAAAGUAUUACAUUUAUCAUAUAAUAUAAAUAUAUUUAUAGAAUAAAGUAUAAA